UAUAAUGUGCUGGUAUGUCGUCAUUACACUAGUACAGAAAGCCGUCACAAUCAGUUUUCUAGGCCUAAAAUCGUAGAAGCUUUCACCGAUUAUCACCUCUUUACUUUGCUACAAUAAUUAUGAAUUUCUUAUUUGAAAAAGUGGCAAUUAUUACAGGUGCCAGCUCUGGUAUAGGUGCCGGGACAGCCGUUCACUUUGCGACUUUAGGUUGUAGCUUGGCGCUGGUGGGAAGAAAUAUGGAAGGUCUUAAAAAGGUGGCGGCAGAAUGCGAAGAAAGAGGCUUGGAAGCAGAUCAGAUUUUACUGGUUAAUACUGACGUCACAAGAGAACACCAAGUAGAGAGCGCUGUUGCUGAAGUUAUCAACAAAUUCCACAAAAUUGACAUUGUGGUUAACUCUGCUGGCUGCUUGACAUACGGCGGGCUUGAAAGUACAUCUGAGGUGUUCGAUGAUGUUUUCCAAAUUAAUGUAAAAUCAAUAUUUACAGUGUGCAAAGCCGUGGAACCACAUGUAUCCAAAUCAAAAGGCGUGAUAAUCAACGUUUCAAGCGCAUGCAGUUUACGAGCAUCACCUGGUUUAAUGAUUUACGGAAUGUCCAAGGCCGCCGUUGACCACAUGACUAAAACGCUUGCUCUUGAACUGGCUCCAAAACAAGUGCGCGUUAAUGCUGUCAAUCCUGGUAUAAUACGGACACCUAUCUAUGAAAAAACGAAUACACCAUGGGAAACUACUGAGGAAAAAAUGAGUAUCGAAGGAAAGAAGUGGCAUCCAUUGGGCCGAGUUGGUCAGGUAGAUGACGUAGCUAAGGCCAUUGCCUUCUUAGCUUCGGAUGAAGGGGGAUUUAUUACGGGAGAAACACUUCCAGUAGAUGGAGGAAGACACAUAAGCUUACCCGCAAUGUAGCCAAAAAUGGGCAUAAGCCGCGUGCAGAGUAGUAUACUG
Anneissia japonica is the source of this 941-nucleotide messenger RNA. RefSeq names its product 3-oxoacyl-[acyl-carrier-protein] reductase FabG-like. NCBI's taxonomy places the organism in Eukaryota, Metazoa, Echinodermata, Crinoidea, Comatulida, Comatulidae. The transcript has 9 exons. The coding region runs from base 120 to 902 and encodes 260 amino acids. The record is from RefSeq and is a predicted model, not a curated record. Gene Ontology annotation, molecular function: oxidoreductase activity.